GGCAAUAAGCAAUGCCCAGCUGAGAGAGUAUAACAAUGCGAAAAGGAUAAUCGGGACAAUUCUGCGAAACUCUGGCCUCUGAAAUACAGAAAAUCGGACACAAGAAGAAAAGACAUGAACAAUCAUGUGUAUUAGGGGAUUUAGCUAAGGUUUUUUCAUUGAAUUCGCGUGUGAUCAAGGUCGAUUGCGGAAGAACAACGUGUUUUGCGAGCCGAAAGUGACCCUUUGUCUCCGAAACAAUGUCUGUGCGAACUGCAGAUGAAUCGUUGACCGAGCUGAUCACCUCUCAAGACCUUCAGGACCUGCAGAGCUGCUUCGAGGAGAGCAGCCUCAACUUUGAGCGUGUGUUCGAGCAGCUGCCACCCGUGAACACUGACAAGGACUCGUCCCCAGGAUUCGAGCGGACUGACAGCUUGAAUUUGGAUGAAAUCCAUAUGCGAAUCCAGUCGCAGGAGCUGUCCGAGGAACCUUCACAUGCCACAAUCACCAUCGAGACCACCGACCCAGACACUAAGGAGAGUGAUAUCAAAAGAUUCCUCUGCACAUAUGAAGGCUGUGACCGAACAUACAGCACCGCCGGCAACCUCAGGACCCACAUGAAAAGGCAUUUAGGUGAAUAUCGAUUUGUUUGCUCAGAGCCGAACUGCGGGAAAGCAUUUUUGACUUCCUACAGUUUAAGAAUUCACAUCAGAGUGCACACAAAAGUGAAACCGUUUGAGUGCAAGUUUGCCGACUGUGAAAAGGCUUUCAACACCCUCUACAGACUGCGCGCACACCAGCGACUCCACAAUGGCAAUACCUUCAACUGCAAGCAAAAGGGCUGCUUGAAAUACUUCACGACCUACAGCGACCUCAAGAAACAUGUCCGAACCCACACCAAAGAAAAGCCUUUCAAGUGUAUUGAAGAUGGCUGCGAAAAGUCCUUCACCGCCAGCCAUCACCUGAAAACGCACAGGAGAACCCACACUGGCGAAAAACCCUAUUCGUGUCCCGAGGAUGACUGCUCGCGCACGUUUUCAACCUCGCACAGCCUCAAAUCGCACACCAAACGCCAUUUGAAUCAAGCCUCAAAGCGGCAAAAGGCGACAAACAAUGGCAACACAACAGACGACGAAGACACGCCAAGCGCACAAGCAUCUGAUGAGUAUGGUGCUAGCGUGACCAGUAUUUCGGCUGAAGAUGGCUCUGUGCAAGCUUACGCUAUUAUCCCACUUACGGAGAAAAAUAUUCAGACGAUUUCGGCACACGGUGUCAUGACUAUUAAGGGGUACUUGAGCAACAGCAACGAAAUCAGGCUGCAGCAGGAAAUACCAGAGCACGCGGCCAAAAUCAUGCUGCAGCUUAAAAGUGGAGAGGAACUGACUUCUAUUGCGGGCAAAGCCACUGUCACAGUUGAAACUGAUCAGGGCGUCACGCAAAUCGACAACUGGAACGGAUUUGAAAAUGGAAACCAGACUUUCCUGACCGUUUCAAAUACUAUGCCAGAUAGCAACAUGCUGAAGAACAUAACAGCAGACGCGGACAUUUGCCGUUGCGACCCUUGCCGGUGCCACGAAAUGCCAACCGACUGUCGGGGCUGCUCAAAUGACCUGCUGCGCAUUGUCAACAAUUCCCUGGACUCCACAAGCCAGCAGCCAAAGCAGACUGAGCUGGCGGAGCCAGAGCUAUCCUUGGUCAACUCACUGACGGCAGAUGAGUUUGAACAACUGCCCUCCAUUUCAUCCCAGCAGUUGGACAACCUCAGCGUGCUUGAGUUGGAGAGUGACUUGCAGCCAGAAGAGAGCGAUGAGGCGCCACUGCCGCUGACGGAGGCCGAGUCGUCGCCGGGCAUCGCCGUUCCUGUUGUGUUCAACGACUCGACGGGCAACUUUGAAUGCAUCAAGACAUCAGGGCCGCAGCACAGCAUCGCGCGCGUGUGGCGCGACUCGCCAGCGACGCAGUCCAACGGCUGUUUGUGCGGCGAAAACGAGGGCAAGGAGCCUUGCUGCGUGGUCGUGUGCCUCAAGACCUUGAAGCAAAUCAAAAAGGUAGUCAAGCAUGGGUGCUGCGUGCUGAAGCCCACUGAGCCGCCACCGCCGCCGCCCCCGCCCGAGCCAAACGGAAACGAGGAGCCCAAAGACUCAUAUUUGGAGUUUGUAGAAAUUCUAGAUCUUCCCAAUUCGGUGUUCUCGCUAGACAUUGAUGAGGACGUAGAGGAAAGUCACUAGUUGCCAAACUUUUUUGCUCUUUCUUAUUCAGGUUCGACUCUGUUUCUAAGCUUUCUUGUUGUCUUGUAUUCAUGCUCUCAUCAAUCGAUUGCCAGUAUUCAUUGGAAUGGUUCAAGCCACGUAGUCUUUCAGACAUAAUGUAAUAACAUUUAAACAAUGAAUUAUCUUUUUAAAUUUGAGUGGUGAUCGUUUUAUUAGUAUUUGUUCUAGCGACGUCCAUAUUUUUGUAACCAUCAUUCUUAAGAAACCAAGCUUUUUUCGAUGUGUAACCUUCUACCUUUUGAAUCGCGUUAAUGCAUUUCGCCAAAUUUGACGCUACUUUGGCUCCUUGUUUGACCGCAUCCUCAUAAAUCUAUUCAACUGAUGUAAAGAACAGCCUGCGCCUCUGUGUAGUCGCGCAGGCGUGCCUUACUGAUCGUUUCACGUGCCUUGACGCUUUACCCCCUUCGUUCUGAUGGAAAUAUUCUAGUGGCCAUUACGUGCCAAAUCGCAUUCUCCUCGCCUCUUGUGAUUUACAGUAGUUUCCGACGCCGUCUUAGGCAGAAUAUAUCAAAGUCUGUAAGGGAUUUAUUUUUAAUUAUCAGAGCCUCACAUUUUCUACUUCUUUGAGUGUCAAAAUAUCAAUUCCUGGGCCUGCUGUUAUGUGUUUCCUUUGAAAUUAUUUGCGAACCGCAGAUAUCAAUCUACUUAGGAGGGCUUAAGUAACGAUAUUUAUACAGUGUUUGCUAUUCAUAAUCAAAAAAUCAUAAACACCUUUCAGAAAACCAUUUAUCUGGGGGAAAUUACUAACAUCUCGACGGAUUCGCAUUCUACAGACUGACCUAAGUAGCGAUUUGUUUGCUUUCGGCCGAUUCCUAGCUCCGCAUCACGCUUCCUUUGACUUUGAUUAUGUAUUAAGCCGACGAAACUUCUACUUCAAUAAAAGGGCAUUUUGUUGUGUUUAUAUUGUUAUAAUAUAUGAUUUCGGUCUAGUGACGAGAGUGCAAGAUUUAUUUACAUGUUUACAAAUAUACACUAUAUAUGCUCUGUUGAAUCGUGCAAACUAAAUUGAAAUAAAACCGUGAUUACGUCGUUGACAUGUA
Messenger RNA from Cloeon dipterum, 3289 nucleotides. It is a transcript of the gene MTF-1, whose product is annotated as Metal response element-binding Transcription Factor-1. Lineage: Eukaryota; Metazoa; Arthropoda; Insecta; Ephemeroptera; Baetidae. The coding region runs from base 240 to 2207 and encodes 655 amino acids. The record is from RefSeq and is a predicted model, not a curated record. Gene Ontology annotation, biological process: regulation of transcription by RNA polymerase II. The transcript has 10 exons. Gene Ontology annotation, cellular component: nucleus.